AUGGAGUUUACAGAGAGUACCGGUAUAUCUAUGUCGUAUGAGCCUGAGACACCUGUUUCUGAAACUCCUGCUGAUGAGAUAAAUGAUUCUCCAAUUGAGGAAGUCCGUCUAACUGUACCGAUAACAGAUGAUCCAACAUUGCCAUGUUUGACAUUUAGGACAUGGGUUUUGGGGAUAAUAUCAUGUGUUACUUUGUCUGUGUUGAACCAAUUCUUUGGUUAUCGACAAAAUGCUCUGUAUGUAUCCUCAGUUUCAGCUCAAAUUGUAGUACUUCCUAUUGGAAAGCUCAUGGCAGCAUCUCUGCCAAAGAAAGUUCUACGUAUCCCUGCAACGAAUUGGUCGUUUUCAUUGAAUCCCGGACCAUUCAACUUAAAAGAGCAUGUUCUUAUUACUAUAUUCGCCAAUUCGGGCUCAAAUUCUGUUUAUGCAGUGGGCAUUGUAACAAUUGUCAAGGCGUUUUAUCAUCGUAGACUUAACCCUCUUGCAGCAAUUUUGUUAGCACAAAGUACUCAGAUGCUUGGAUAUGGCUGGGCAGGAAUUUUCCGCAAGUUUCUUGUUGAUUCACCAUACAUGUGGUGGCCUUCCAAUCUGGUUCAAGUUUCUCUUUUUCGUGCGCUGCACGAGGUUGAAAUUCGACAGAAAGGAGGAUUAACAAGGCUGCAAUUCUUCAUUGUAGUCCUCGUUUCGAGCUUCUCAUAUUACAUUAUCCCCAACUAUCUAUUUCCAUCCAUAACUGCCCUCUCCUUUGUCUGCUGGAUAUGGAAAGACUCGGUCACAGCCCAGCAGAUAGGCUCCGGACUUCAUGGCAUUGGACUUGGCUCUUUCGCGCUUGAUUGGUCCACCGUUGCAGGUUUUCUGGGCAGUCCCUUGGCAACUCCAGGAUUUGCCAUUGUCAAUAUUUUGGUUGGGUUCAUUCUAGUUGUCUAUGUUGUGUUACCAAUUGCCUAUUGGAACAAUUUCUACGAUGCUAAGCGAUUUCCAAUAAUCUCUUCACACGUGUUUGAUGCUAAUGGAAAUCCUUACAACACUUCAGCAGUUCUUAUUGAGAAAACAUUUGAAUUCAAUCAACAGGGAUAUGAUAGUUACAGCAAGGUUCAUUUAAGCAUCUUUUUUGCAUUAGUCUACGGUUUAAGCUUCGCGACAUUGGCUGCCACUAUAUCACAUGUUGCACUCUUUCAUGGAAGAACAAUUUGGGAGCAAACUAAGGCAUCAUUUCAAGACAAAUUUGACGAUGUUCACACUAGGUUGAUGAAGAAAAACUAUGACCCUGUUCCUCAGUGGUGGUUUCAUUUGCUUCUGCUUUUGGUAAUCGGGCUAGCAUUGUUUACUUGUGAAGGUUUUGGCAGACAAUUACAGCUUCCUUACUGGGGACUCUUAUUAGCUAUUUGUAUGGCUCUAAUUUUCACCCUGCCAAUUGGUGUCAUUACAGCCACCACGAACCAGCAACCAGGACUAAAUGUCAUCACCGAGAUGAUUAUUGGCUACUUGUAUCCUGGAAAACCUCUGGCCAAUGUCGCCUUCAAAACCUAUGGCUACAUAAGCAUGUCACAGGCUAUUAUGUUCCUUUCAGAUUUCAAGCUAGGCCAUUAUAUGAAAAUCCCUCCAAAGUCCAUGUUCUUGGUUCAGCUAGUGGGAACAAUAAUUGCUUCAUCAGCUUAUUUUGGCACAGCCUGGUGGCUCUUGACCACUGUCGAGAACAUAUGCAAUCCAUCCAAAUUGCCCGAAGGCAGCCCCUGGACGUGCCCUGGAGACGAUGUUUUCUACAAUGCUUCCAUAAUAUGGGGCGUGGUUGGUCCCUUACGCAUGUUUGGUAGACUCGGGCUAUACCCUGCGAUGAACUACUUCUUCCUCAUCGGAAUUCUUGCACCGGUGCCAGUCUGGUACUUUUCACGCAAAUAUCCAGAGAAGAAGUGGAUAAGACUAAUCAAUAUGCCGAUAAUUAUAUCAGGUUCAACUGGUAUGCCAGUAGCCAAGGCUGUUAACUAUAUGUGUUGGUUUGCUGUGGGACUUUUCUUCAACUUGUACGUGUAUACGAGGUUUAAGGGGUGGUGGGCAAGGCACAAUUACAUACUGUCUGCAGGAUUAGAUGCUGGAGUUGCAUUCAUGGCGACACUCUGUUAUUUUGCGUUGCAAGCGAAUGACAUCAAUGGCGUGCAAUGGUGGGGUUUAGCGGUGUCCGAUCACUGCCCGUUGGCCAGUUGCCCCACCGCAGCCGGCGUACAAGUUAAAGGAUGUCCUGUCUUCCAUUGA
This is a messenger RNA of Fraxinus pennsylvanica, 2250 nucleotides long. Lineage: Eukaryota; Viridiplantae; Streptophyta; Magnoliopsida; Lamiales; Oleaceae. The record is from the annotation of a GenBank genome assembly.